UACAGAUUUAGUGCAAAGCAUCAUAAAAGACACAUGGAUCCUCAGACAAGUACAUGCAAUGCUUCGGAACCGUAUGUGGAAAUCCUAAUACAGCCUGCUUUUUCCAACUAUUUCCGUUACACAUGUGAAACAGAAAACAAAUGCCGAGGCCGCAUCGUAGGCGUUAAUAGUACUGCUCAGAUGAAGCAGUAUCCUACUAUACAGGUUUACAAUUAUACAGGUGAGUUUACCCUCAUUGCAUCUUGUGUCACAUGUGAUGGUCCACCUCAUAGGCCACAUCCACAUAAACUCUGCGGAAGUCAUUGCAGUGAUGGAAUUUUCAGUCGGAAAGUUGCAGCCUCUAGUUACAGCUUCACAGAUCUAACUAUACAGUGCAUGAGAAGAAACCAGAUAGACGAAUCUCUCAGAUUACGUAGAAAUUAUAAUAUUGAUCCUUAUCAGACUGGUUUUGAAAAUACUACAGAUUUCGAUCUGAACUCAGUCAGGUUGUGCUUUCAAGUUUUUAUAACAUCUGACAACCAAGUUCGUCCUUUAGUUCCAGUUGUUUCUCAACCUAUUCGCAAUAAAAGAAAAGUGAGCGAUUUGAAUAUUGCCAGAUUGAGCCAUUAUUCUGCUCCAGUUGAUGGUGGAACAGAAAUCAUCAUCUUAUGCAAUCUUAUCACUGAAGAUAUGCAGCUGUGGUUUUAUGAAGAAGAGUCUGGUGAAGUAAUUUGGGAAUGUGAAUCAAGAUUUUCUUCUAACGAUGUGUUCAAGAACGUGGCAUUGUCAUGCCGUGUGCCAAGAUACCAUGAUAUUAAUAUACGAAGUUAUAGAGAUAUCUUCAUUCAAUUUAGAGAUGGAAACAGAAUUGGAACUCCUCGUUGUUUUCGUUAUCUGCCAAUAAACAAAGAUUCGAGUGUUGUUCGUCGAAAGAAAUUUCGAAUCGGAGCAACUGACUUUAGCAAUACUGAAGCUAUCGCUGUUCCAAGAAUGAUAAGAAAACCAUCAAAAACAAACGAGAAAACUAUUACUGAACAAACUGCCAUCGAUACUUUGCGGAGUUCUUUUGAUCCAUGCUCGUCAACUUCGUCGACUACUCUUUACACAAGCGCAGCUACAGAAAACAAUGGAACAAUAUCGCAACCAUUGCGGCCAAAUGAAACUAUAAUCACCGGAAAAAUAUCGCAUCCAAUUCGGUCAAACGAAACUAGAAUCACUGAACAGAAUUUCGUCGAAGCUUUGCGGAGAGCUUUCGGCUCAUGCUCAGCAGUUUCAUUUACUACAGCAGCUAUAGGAAAUAAUGAACAAACUGGCAUUGAUGUUCUGAGGACCACCUUAGAUCCAUGUUCAUCUAUUUCGCUAACUGCUGUACACCACAUAGCAGGAGAAGAAGAACACGAAAUGGAUUUUGACACAUCUUUAAAUAUAUUCAACACAUCCUGUUCUUCAGCUUCUUCAGCUCAUUUAGAUGCAGAACUGACAUCACGAUGGCGAGAAAAUCCUUGUGAAGUGACAUUAGAAACUUCACAAUUAGCAGUUCUUUCGGAUGAUACAUUACAUGACACGUUUGGGGGCAUGAAUAAUUCUAUGGAACAACUGAGCAUUAGUGACUCGGAAGAUAUAUUUGGUACCUAUAGUGAAUGCAUGAACUUGCCUAUAAACUUAUCAGAGACUAUUUUUGAUUCUAGUUAAAGUAUAUCUCAUUAGCAGCGUCUGCUUCGAGACUAGACAACUACUAUCUUUUGUUUCAAAGAACACAACUUUUCUACAGCCACUGCUAUUUGCAGAAGACAGAGAAUCAACAGACUUUGUAUUUUUUCCUAAAAGCAGUGCUCUCAAAUUCAAAAUCCAUACGGGCCGAAUUCAUGAUCUGAGAACAACAGCUUUUAUUUUUUCUUGCAAAAUAAAAAUUUUGAUUGAUAAAAUAAAAAUAUAUUUUAGGUAAAUUUUAAA
Stegodyphus dumicola is the source of this 1932-nucleotide messenger RNA. RefSeq names its product transcription factor p65-like. Gene Ontology annotation, biological process: inflammatory response; innate immune response; response to cytokine. Gene Ontology annotation, cellular component: cytoplasm; nucleus. Gene Ontology annotation, molecular function: RNA polymerase II cis-regulatory region sequence-specific DNA binding; DNA-binding transcription factor activity, RNA polymerase II-specific. The record is from RefSeq and is a predicted model, not a curated record. NCBI's taxonomy places the organism in Eukaryota, Metazoa, Arthropoda, Arachnida, Araneae, Eresidae.